GCAGGUAUCUUGUGAAAGACCUCGUUUCCUCUCUGCUACUUUCCCGCGUAUUUCUCCGCAGCUCAUUGAUAGUGCGGAGUCCGCAUACGCUGUCUUUUUUUUUUUUGUUUCCUCUCUCCCUUUUCGCUGCUCCGUUACCAACCAGAAAGCCAACAACACCAAUCAUAAAAGUCGGUGAGUCGGUGGCAGUCGUUUCGUGCCAGGAGCUAUUUACCUUCUUGCUUUUCUCUCUCUUUCUUUCCUUACUGCCCGUGGUCAAUUCUGUACUCACACUCGCAGCAUUCUUAUUCAAAAGCUUCCCUUUUUCAGAGUCUCCUUGUACCUUCUGCAUUGUCAUGUCCGCCCUCGCGAACCGCACCGAUCAGCGCAGCAGCUUCGAUCGGCGCACCAGCCUCGCACGUCGCUCCACCGUCCGGGACGUCGUCGCUUCCAUCGCCUACGUCCCUGCGACGGCAGAGUCGGUCAAAAGCGUUACAUUCGAGUGGGCCCGCGCCUGCUCCAUCUACACCAUCCAAGGCGCAAACGUUUGGCACCAAGGUGGUGGGGAGCUGCCCUACCGCCCCGUGCUGGGCAGCCUGGCGAUGCAACCAAACACCGGCAAACACUUCUUCUCCUAUCGUAUCAACACCGAUAACAGUCGGGCCGGCUUCUGCACCUCGACGGUGUACAACACACCUGAGUCGUUUCGAGAAAACGAGUUUGGCAAGACCUUGGGGGCGGAUUUGGAUGAUAGCGCAUCGUGUGCGGAGGACACGGACGAGGUCCCUCAGCCAAGCUUUCUUCAAACCAUCGGAGCCGUCCCUAUUCGGCCCAGUUCGCCGUGGGAGGCCUACAUCGACCUACAAACCUCCAAGGUUUACGUGAACGGGCGGUGUGUGAAGCACUUGUGGCGUUUGUUUGUCCCUACGUGCGGUGGUGUCCUCUCCUUCGUCGUGGACACGGAACUCGGUGCGGUGCAGCUCUUUGUGGACGGCAAAUACGAAGGCAUGAUGCUGGACGAGAGCACUGGUCUGAAGGGGAAAACGGUGUACCCAUGCAUAGGGAUAUCCGGUCAGGAUGUAUCAAAUCGCAGCAUUGGAACCGGUUACAUGGGCGCCUUCGUGGAGCCAUCACACCCCUUCAACUGCAUUUACUGA
Leptomonas pyrrhocoris is the source of this 1136-nucleotide messenger RNA. RefSeq lists its product as hypothetical. Lineage: Eukaryota; Euglenozoa; Kinetoplastea; Trypanosomatida; Trypanosomatidae. The coding region runs from base 336 to 1136 and encodes 266 amino acids. The transcript has a single exon. The record is from RefSeq and is a predicted model, not a curated record.